AUACGAUUCGACGCCUACGGUUUGCCAACAGUUUCUUAUAAAGGUCCUCUCGAAUCAACUGCUCGUCAUUCUGAGUUGGAGCCUUUACCGCUACGUGACUACGCACAGGCGUACCAUUCUGGCCAGUCAUGGGACAUUGUUAAAGACAAGAAGAUCCCUGUCAUUCCAUCUGCUCCUAAGGAGCAUGGUGAAAAGAAGGAUGAGGUCAGUCGCGGGGGUAAAGAAAAAGUGGUUCCUCAUAUGAAAACAACUCCGGCUAAGGAGCAGUCACCAACGAGAAGCGAAGAAGAGACGAAAAAGAUUAAAUUGAUAGCUCGCGUCCCUCAUAAAACAUCGGAAGAUGAGUUUGAUUCAGACAGAUCAAGCAAAGACCGUUCACCUAGUCUACUUGGUUUUUGGAAAGCUGGAAAACGGAAGCAACAAGAAGCGCCAGUUGAAGAGCCCCAUCUGACUGCCGAAAAGUACGCGGGUCCGGUAGAUAGUAUCAAUCUCGAGAAAGACAUCGAUAAGCUUCCAUUUAAGGCGCCUCCCCCUGUUCCAUACAAGCCAAAAUCACAGAAAGGCGAGCAACAAGAGGUCUAUAAGCCAUCUACCCAUGCAGCAGAAACAACCCACAAACCUGCUCAUAUCUUUGGCAGAUGGCGCCAUGAAGGUGAUGAGGAAACGGUUGAAAAAGAUAAAGUACGAAUUGACACCUAUGGUUUACCAUCAGGCUCCUAUGAGGGCCCUCUGGAGUCCACUGCUCGGCAUUCCGACUUACAACCGACCCCAUUGCGAGACCAUGCUCGGGUUUACCACCAUGGACAGUCAUGGAAUGCCGUCAAAGAUACAAAGUCUCCCAUCCUUCACGUGAAACAAACUCCAAGCAAGAAUAAAGCGCUAGAAAGUGAAGAGGAGGAGCACAAAAUUCGUUUGAUAGCACGAGUUCUGCCUAGGGUAGAAGAAGAUUCUAAUGUUGAAACGAAGAGAAAGGAACCAGGAUUGAAAUUUUCGAAAGAAGAGGGAACUGUACAGCAAAAAGCACCUAUCGUGAAAUCAACCACCGUGCGUGAAACUACCCCUCAGCGUUCAAAUCUCUCCGGUAGAUGGCGUCAUGAAGGGGAAGAGGAAACGAUUGCAAAAGACCGAGUGCGACCGGAGACUUACGGUGGAUCAUCGACGUCUUAUGAGGGGCCUCUCGAAUCAACUACGCGAAGUUCUGAAUUAGAGCCGACACCAUUGCGAGAUUAUUCACAGGCUUACCAUAGCGGUCAGUCCUGGAAUGGUAGUGAAGAUAUGAGAACCGCUAUAGUUGGAUCUGCUGCGAGGGAGAUAGGUGAGGAGAAGAGCGAGAGUAAAACCAGUGAAAAGAAAGCUAUCCUCCAUCUCAAAAAGCCUGCAGUAGGAGAGAAGUCUCCAUCUUCAGGUAGCGAAGAAGAAACUAGAAGGAUCAAAUUAAUAGCACGUGUUCCACCUAAGUCUGAAGAUGAGACUAAACCAGAUAUCGUGAAAAAAGAUAAGGAUUCAUCUGGGUUAUUUGGUUUUUGGAAAGCAAAAAGUAAGCAGGCAGCAACGUCAUCUGAUAAGUAUCAUCCAGCUGCUGUACAAUAUACAGGCCCUCUGGAUGAUAUUAAACGGGAAAAAGAUAUCGAUAAAGUUCCGUUCAUAGCACCAACUCCUGUUGCUUACAAGUCAUCCACCCUUGAAUCAGAAACAACUCGACGCGCUCAUCUGUUUGGCAGAUGGCGCCAUGAGGGCGAAGAGGAAACAAUUGAUAAGAGCAAAGUGAAGUCUGAAAGUUAUGGACUGCCAUCUACCUCAUAUGAAGGUCCUCUUGAACCCACUGCUCCACAAGCUGAGUUGGAGCUGACUCCACUGAAGGACUAUGCUCGCGCGUAUCACUUUGGUCAGUCAUGGAAUGACGCUAAAUAUCCAAAAGGCCCAAUCACUGGUAGAGAAGGCGUAACAGAGAAAAAACCAGCAAAAGAAGAAUCUUCUUCUCCAGCAAGCGAAGAUGACGAGCGAAAGAUCAAGUUAAUUGCGCAUGUUCAACGCCAUAGUACGGAAGAGAAUGAUGCGGGUGAGAGGAAGCCGAAGAAAGAGCAAGAUUCAACCGGCUUGUUCGGUUUUUGGAAAGCAAAAAGUAGGCAAGAUAAAACUAUCACUGAUGAGUAUCAUCCUUCUGCUGAGAAAUAUAAGGGUCCCCUGGAUAGCAUUAAUCGAGAAAAAGACAUUGACCAGCGGCCAUUCAAGGCUCCAUCCCCUCCUGCGUAUAAACCAAAAUCACCAAAAGGUGAGGAGAAAGGACAGCAUGCCUAUAAGUCAACUGCCCAUGCCCCAACUGCGUCGGAAACAACCAAACCUCACAUCUUUGGUCACUGGCGUCACGAAGGUGAGGAAGAGACGAUUGAAAAAGACAAAGUACGAUCCGACACCUAUCGUCUGCCAUCAGGUCCCUAUAAAGGCCCGCUUGAGUCGAUUGCUCGUCAA
Molecule: messenger RNA, 2469 nt
Organism: Strongylus vulgaris
Lineage: Eukaryota; Metazoa; Nematoda; Chromadorea; Rhabditida; Strongylidae
Source: the annotation of a GenBank genome assembly